UCGCAAUUUGUUGCGGCCAAAGCUAACCUAAUCUCGAACACCUCUGUCUUCUCCUUUUCUUGUCCGUCGUCCACUCGCCGGCGUUGCGCUGGGUUCCGAUCUUCGUUUUAUGGCGGCGUACUCUUCUCAUCACUGGUUCCCAGCUUCCAAUUCUUCCGGGAGCACAUCCCCGGCGCAUCUCCUCGUCGUCGCCUCCUCUCUCCGUUUGGGCAAGCACUGCCGCGAUCUCUACUCCGCCAAUCUCCACGUCGUCUUUCAUCCUCCCGCAUCGUCGUCGGAUGGCUAUAGUCUGGACCAAAAAAGGGAUUUUGCGUGCAGGAAAAGAUAUUCCUCAAAGAGUUUUUCCUUUCUCGAGAAACUCUCUGAUUCUUUUUCGGCCUCGUGCUCAUCAUGCUUCUCUUUCUUUACCGGAAAGGAAUUUGGGAGGGGAUAUGUGAACGAAGGAAGAAUGCAGAUAAGGAAUUCUGGAGGGAAGCCCGUUAAUGGAAGAAUGCUGACCAAUGUCCUUCUGGUCGUUAACGUGCUGGUUUAUGCAGCUCAAAUUGCAACACAAGGGAAGUUGCUUUUGUGGGGAGCUAAGGUGAAUAGCUUGAUUGAUAAAGGACAACUAUGGAGGUUGGCAACAUCAGCUCUUCUUCAUGCCAACAUUGGGCAUCUUAUGAUUAAUUGUUACUCUUUGAACUCAGUUGGUCCUACAGUGGAGAAAAUGAGUGGUUCUAGACGAUUUCUGGCGAUAUAUUUCUCUUCAGCAAUAGCAAGUUCAGUCAUGAGUUACCGGUUCAGUCAAUCACCUUCUGUUGGUGCAUCUGGUGCUAUAUUUGGAUUAGUUGGUUCCUAUGCUGUAUUUGUUUUGAGGCAUAGAAAACUUGUCGGGGGUGCAAAGGAGGAUUUGCUUCAUGUUGCCCAUGUCAUUGCCUUAAAUAUGGUUAUUGGUUUUCUUUCUCGGGGCAUCGACAACUGGGGUCAUCUGGGAGGAUUGCUCGGUGGGGCUGCGGUAUCAUGGUUUCUUGGCCCUGCAUGGCACAUGUCGCGAAUGGCUGAUGGAAAAGUAGUGCUUGCUGACAGGGCUCCUAUUUAUCAGUUCAUCAACAGGAGAAGAUUGUCAUAGGACACGAUUGUGAUUGCAUGAACAAAUAACAGGAUGGUAUUCUGGAUCCAGUAAUAGCCAUUUCCAUCUGUAAAGAAAUAGUUCAAAAUAAAUAAAAAUAUGAAAAAGACCUCAUUUAUUUUCCCGAAGAAAUGUGUAAUAAUUCUUUUUUUCUUUCUUUGUGCUGAUGACUUAUACUCAACACCAACCAAAAUGUCACUCAUUUGAGCCGACUUUUUUUGCUGA
Molecule: messenger RNA, 1333 nt
Organism: Zingiber officinale
Lineage: Eukaryota; Viridiplantae; Streptophyta; Magnoliopsida; Zingiberales; Zingiberaceae
Product: RHOMBOID-like protein 10, chloroplastic
Exons: 9
Coding region: 110-1108 (332 amino acids)
Cellular component (GO): chloroplast membrane
Molecular function (GO): serine-type endopeptidase activity
Source: RefSeq, a predicted model, not a curated record